Molecule: messenger RNA, 2102 nt
Organism: Agrilus planipennis (emerald ash borer)
Lineage: Eukaryota; Metazoa; Arthropoda; Insecta; Coleoptera; Buprestidae
Gene: Fitm
Product: FIT family protein CG10671
Exons: 1
Coding region: 402-1532 (376 amino acids)
Biological process (GO): phospholipid biosynthetic process; lipid storage; lipid droplet organization
Cellular component (GO): endoplasmic reticulum membrane
Source: RefSeq, a predicted model, not a curated record
UUUAAACUGUUUACCAAUUAAUUAAUAUUUAAAUGGGCAAUACAAAGAAUCGGCUGUUUUUUUACAUACAGUAUUACUUGCAGUCGAAUUGUAGCUUUGUUACAUACUAUUUUAUUUAAUGAAGUUAUUUUUAUUAUAAAUUAACUCGAAAGGUUUAAGAUGGCUGCCAAAAGUGAACUGUGAUAGUUUUAGUGAUUGGAAAUUGUGAACGCAUCUAGUUUGUUAUAACCUAAUUCACCUUGAAGUUUGAUUUGAGGUUAAGUUCGAAGUUUACCAAAGGAAGAAAUGUAAACUUUGCCUUUUGCAUGACAAUCAAAAUUAAAGGAAGUAGCCAAGGAUCUUCUAAACGAAAUCCUGGUGUUUAAGGACCUUUUAUCCUUUAACGUACUGGGUAAAUAAUAAUGACUGGCAAACGACGUCCAAGUAGUACUCAGGGAAGCCCUAAGUUGAAUUUUCGACCACAAACAAAUGAACUGAGGACAGAACAACGUGGCACAAGACCCACCAGUAAACCAACGUCGAUUAAAGAAAUCCUGACCCUAAUGGUGCUCCAUGUUUGCAGGAAAUCCUUAUUCUUUGACACUAAUCUCAAAGUUGGAAUAUACUUGGGGGCCUUGUUUCUUAUAUCGUUAAUAGCCGAUGUAAUCCCAAUACCUAAAGGAUACCUAGCACGAUCUGACAACGUCUUUAACCAAUACUUUGUUAAGAUUGCCUGGUUCUGGAAUAUACUGCUACUUACACCAUUCCUCAUUCUGACAUCUUAUGUUUAUUGCUGUGGACAAAAGGACAGGAUUGUGAAGCAUCAUCUUGUCAGGCUGGUAAUUGCAACCUUUUUCUGGUAUUUCUGGACGUCAUUGUUCAAUUAUAUUGAAUCCAAAUAUGGAAUUUGUACCUUGAAAGGAGAACAAUCGAAAGCAAACUGCUUGAAAGCAGGUCAUUUCUGGAAUGGAUUUGAUCUUUCUGGACACUGUUUUAUCCUAAUAUAUGGCAGCUUAUGUUUGAUAGAAGAAGCCAGGUGUGUCAUUAACUGGGAUAAGAUCAAAGAGUAUAUCAGGAAUGAAGAGCACUUUCGUAAAUCAGACCCAAAUGAACACCACAACAGUCCUUUAAGGUUCCUUACAGAAGAAGAGUUCAGCACUUUAAAGGAAAGCUAUGAGAAGUACACACCUUACAUAAGAGCAUUGUUUGUUGCAAUAACACUGUUGCAAAUAUUGUGGGAUAUUAUGCUAGUUUGUACUAUGCUUUACUACCAUAUAAUGAUAGAGAAGCUGCUUGGAGGAGCUCCCGCAAUUCUUACCUGGUUUGCCACCUACAAGCUAUGGUAUGAUUCUCACAAUUUAUUGCCAAAGUUACCAGGAGAAGGUUUAUUCAAAUAUAACAAGGUAAAGACCGGUUUGCAGCCUGCUGGAAGGAGAAGAAUUGGAAGUGUUACAAAUGGGAUUCCCCAGUUCAUGGGGAUGCCAUUGUACAGUUUUAGAACUGAUGCAGGUCCCACUGGAUCUGCAGAAUCUCAAUUAGAAGAAAGCUUUUAAAAAUAUAUAAUUAAUCAAGGGUUGUGAAGGUGGUAAAGGGAAUGUUUAUACUAAAACACCACUGUCCAUUUACAAGUUUUAAUGGUUAUACCUCUCAGUACCUGUUCCUGUGGGAUUUUAUAAUAUAUCAUAUCAUAUAUUGGUAAAAUCAGUGUAGGGUACAUACAUACAAAUUUUGUUUUGCAUUUUUAAAUAUUUUAUUUAUUGUAUUUGUUCCAUAUUGCUAUAUGGGUGUUGCAUUACAAUUAAUUUGAUUUCAUUUAAAGGUAGCUUGCCAUUGUAAUUAGUAUGGAUGUUAAUUGGUAUUUUUUUUUAUAAAUAGGGGUUUAAGUUAUACUAUGCUUUGUAAUUAGGAGUUUUGCAAAUUCUGUUGUUUGUUACGUAAAUGUUGAUAUGUAUUUUAAAUGCUUUAUAGCCGUUAGUGUUUAUUUAAGUAAAGGACAAAAAUUAAAUGGAAAUUACAGUAAAUGUAAUACAUAUAUUAUAUUUAUAUAUAAUAGAGAGCACAAUUUCUUUAUAAGAAUUUGCAUGAUUGGUGUCCGAAUAUUAAUAAAUAUUUUUUACGUCGAA